UAAAAAUGUAGGGAGUAAAAGCAAAAAAGUAGUCAAAAAAAUAAAUACUUAAGUAGAAAUUUUAGAUAUCUGUACUUUACACAUUAGUGUACUUUGUUAUUUCUGACCUCUGAAAAUCAGUUUGUUUUUUUUUUUAGCUAUUGCUAAAUACAGAGGGGUUUUUUUUUUCUGGAACUAGAAGAUGUCUCUUAAAAAGUCUUAUUCACCCUUCACUAUUAAUUUUGACUUUUUUUUAAAAAUAAAUUUUCUGUUACAGAUCAUUCCAGUUGGGUGUUCCAUAUAUGUGAAAAGUCUACAGAAUGUUAUAAAACCUGAAACUAAUUCUAUCUUAAAAUAGGUUAAUCAGCUGAAUGAAUUAGCUCCUACUGGUAUGAGUGAAACACCUGGUCCUUUGCCUUUAAUUUCCUCGUCGUGGGAUCAAUAAAGUCUUAUCUUAUCUUAUCUUAUCUCAUCUUGAUACUUACUUACUAUUUACUAAGACAGACUUGUAUGGGCAGAUUGGCCCUGUGCUCCUAAUACUGAUGCAUUCUUUAGCUAAAUGUAAAAUGUUUUCACUCCCUUUGUUGUGUCAUGUGGGACAACAGUCAAUUAUUCUAAAACACAACACAAAUGAUUACAUUUGUGCUGUAAUGUAUUUUCUUCAUCAGAUUAAGCAGUGGGCAAUUACUGUGUGGAUUAAAUAAUUAGAUGCAGUUGUUACAUGAAGCUGUGGGGAAAAACAACUCUAAAAUGUAUUGCUGACUGGCUUUCUCUAUCCGUCUUUCUCCUUCAGUCUGUCCCUGAUGCCAGCCCUAUGAAGCGCUCAGCCUCAACUGUGACCCCACAGCGGCCCCAAGAGGUCAAUUUAAGAGACUACACCCUGGAAAAACCAAGCCAGGAGAGAACCCACCACCAUCACCGUCGCUGCCACCACCGUAGAGACCGAGACAGAGAGAACAGACAGAGGUCUUUAGAUGCACCUUUGGCAGGUCAACCUCCCGGUUCUGCUGCUGCAGUGGGUGAGCCAGCAUCGGAAACAACAGCCUCCAGAGAGCGAGCCCACGACCGUGGACGCUCCCAUGAAAGGAAACACCAUCAUUCCUCUGCAGACAAACAGCGCUACUACUCCUGUGACCGCUAUUGCAGCCGGGGACAGUGCCACUCGAAAUCUUCCACCGCCAGCUGUGCUGGCUCUCCAAGUGAAGGGCUGGAAACCAGCAACAAGCAGGGCAGUGGUUGGGUUAAAGGCAGCCCAGUGGCACUGAGCUCCAAUACUAGCACGUCAAGCCGUGGACGUCGGCAGCUCCCCAAGAUCCCCCACACCCCGCGACCCGGGGUGGCUUACAAGACUGCCAAUUCCUCUCCUGUGCAUUUUGUGUCCAGCCAGACCUCUCUGAGUCCCAGCCGGCUAAGCCGUGGCCUCUCAGAGCACAAUGGCCUCCGUUACAGCGGCUCUCACCACUUCCCCUGCCCCGUCACUCGUAUCAGCUCAGAGCCCUUCCUGGGCCAGGGCAAGGCUCUGGGUAGCCUUUAUGGCAGCCUCCGGGACCAGCUGCAAGUCUUCCAGGAUAUGGCGGCGCUGUCUCCCAGCCCCUGUGCUGAACACUCCUCUUGGAACGCACUGCCUCACAUGAUGGGAGCCUUGUCUCCUGCUAAACAACAGAACAUUGGUAUGCCCAAUGGGUACCACAUCAGCUUUGGGGGUAGCACCAGCCCAGGCUCUGGCAUCAGGCCACCCAGGUGUUACCAGGAGGCAGUAAAGGAUGAAUGGUGCUAGCAUGGCUUUAAACAAACCUUUUUAAUGCAUUUUUGAGGAAUUGUGAUGAGUUUUAUCAUCUUCUUUGAAGGCUUUAGUUUACAGCAUCACUGUGUGUGUUUUAAUGCUUUAUUGUAAUCCUAACUUGGAGAUCUUAAGUUAUGGAGAACAUCUGAGGAGAAUGCUUUAAGGGGGUAAUAUUUGAAAGUGAAUAGAAAAGUAUCCUCUUUGUCAAAGCGCUUGUAGCAGAAAGGCAGACUUUUUGUCAAUAUCAAAUGUCUUACAGUGUCUGUUUUUGAUUUGCUACUGACACCACCAUACUGAUCCUGAAGCAACUUUCCAUACAAUAUAUAUAUAUAUUAUAUGGAAAGUAUAUAUAUAUAUAUAUGUAUAUAUAUAUUGAGGUAAUAACUUGGAAAUGGUAAAUGACCUGGUUCUUCUCAAAUAGCGCUUUUCUACUCUUCCCGAGCAUUUAAAGCAUAUAUAGUAGUUAUGCAACUUACCGCAUUCACCCAUUCAUACUUCUACUUUUUUCCCAUGCUUUUUGUAUGCAAGUGCUUUCUAUCUAACAUUCCCUCCAAUAGAUCCAUGGGAGAGCAACUUAGUGCUAGUAUUGUGCCCAAAGAUAUUUGGCAUGCAGAUUGGAACAGCCACAGAUCAAAAUGCAAACCGUCUGCUUUACAGAUGACCCGCUCUGCCUCUUGAGCUAUAGCACCCGCUUAGUAAUGAAUACUAAUUUAUUCUGCUGCUUCGUUUCUUGUUAUUUGUGAUUGCUGAUCUGUUAUCCUAGACAAGAUUCAGUUUAUUUUUGUUGUUGUUGUUUCUUUUUUUAAAUGCUCCACUAAUUUAUUAUCUAGUCUGUAGUUGUGCCUGCUGCCAAACAGGUAGUGCUCAAUGAGUUUAACAGAUAACUGCUUAAUGCACUUGUCAAUGAGAGCCAUGAGACCCAAUGCUCAACUGUAGUGUAUACUACACCUAUACAUAUCCUUCCCAUUUGAUGGACAGGCUUUGAUGGACACAUUAUUCACAUUAUUAUUUAAUGUGAAUAAUAAUAAUACUAAUCAUUUGUUGUGGUUAUUUUAUACAGUUUCACAAAAUAUCAGCCACAUGUUCAGAAUUCGAAUUAAUAACAACAAGCAAUUCAGCUGAACUUAAAGAACACAAAGGAUGAACUUAAAGGCCUAAGCAAAUACACAUUUGCACAUGCAUCAACGUCAUAAAAAUAUAGGAAAUUGGAAUUGGCCAAGAAAAUUGUAAUUAACAUAUCUCUUUAUUUAGUCAAACAAUUAACCAAAAAACUCCAACUUUCAACUCUGCAUUAUAACAAGAUAUUUUAUAAUAUGUCAUAUGCAUUGUAAAUCAUUUGUGAUAUUACAAUAUUCUCUGGAGACCCAACCUAUUCAUUUAUGUCCUUUGUAAUGGACAUUUGAUUUAACCUAUUUGAGCUACCCUACUAAGUUCUCAAGAGAGGACAUCCUGGCCACUCCAAUUUAGCUCCAAAGAGGCAGGGAAUCACACAAAAAUAAGUUAAACUGAAAGAGGUUCUCAGGAGGCUAUGACCAUUACUUGCUGUCAGUUGUUGCAUUUCAGAGUCAGAUGGUGGUGUCAACACUGUAAGUCACAGGAUCAGGACAAAAAUCAAGUCAGUAGUUUAAUGAAAUGGUAUUUGAAAACCUCAGACAUGACACUGUACAGAUAGCUGUGCUGUCUUUAGCUUUGGACUUUACCAUUCCAUGAUGAUGCCUAAUCCUUUUCAACAUUCCCUCAGUGGAAAAGAUGGAAUUCAUACCGCUGCAGAAUUUAGGAAUGAGAUAGCGCGUGGUAGUGGAAAUAGUUUUGUUUGUUUGUUUGAUUGUUGUUGGGAUUUUUUUUACCUCAAAUUUUCCUUUCCUUUCCUUGAUGUUCUUUCUCCAUUGUGCACAUUUUAUACAAUAUGAGGAAAAACAAAGGAGUGUUUUAUGUGAACUGCUUACAGUUUGCCAUUGUUUCAGGUCUAAUGUUUCUUACAGACUUCUUUGCGAUGUUUUAAGACUAAGUGCCUCUCCUUUUAGAUAGAAAAAGAUGCAAUGUUUUCUGAUGCAGCCACAUGAAAAUAGAUGUUGGAUUCAUUAUAUAUAUCUAGCUCUGCAGGAAAAUGUGUUGUAUAGAAAGCCUUAUCUGCAAGCAGAGUCAAUAUCUACACUUAAAAGACAGGAGUGAAAAAUUAAGUUCUGUUUUUUUUUCUAUGUGGUUGUUUUUGAUACCAUGUAGUCAUGUGGGUGGGAACUUAAGGAUCAGCAUUGUGGAAACGCUAUGCUGGGAUUUAAUUAUGAAAACGAUAAAUAUAUCAUUCAAUUUAAAUUAAAGUCAGAAACUUAAUUUGCAUGCUAAAAUGUAACUACCUGAUAUAACCUCUUUGUAUAUUUUUGGUAACGAUGUCACAGUGAGAGUCACAGUGCAAGUAUCUUAUUCAGGUGGUAGAGUGUGAGUUGGGUCAGCUGCAGUGGAUGGGUGUAGUUGGUUGUGGCUGUUUACUACCCAAAGUAGCAAGGAUUGCUACUUUUUUUUUUUAAUCCAUUUUUUGUCCAUUUAAAUGGACACAAGCUAUGUCUGUGACUGUAUGUCUGUGUGUGUCUGAGUGUGCGCGUAUCAGUUGUUGUUGAGAUACUUGACAUUUCUGGGUCAUUUUUUUCACCUUUUCACAUGUAUCAAAAAAAUUAUAUUGUAACAUCAUGCCCAGUAACUACUGUAUAAUGCAGUUUUACAGCAGUGAUCCAAUUUCUUUAGAAUAAUCAUUAGAAAAAAGGGCAGUACGGUGGCAUGGUGGUUAGCACUGUUGCCGCACAGCAAGAAGGUCCUGAGUUCAAUUCCACCAUCAUGAAUGAAUGUGAGUGCGAAUGGUUGU
Molecule: messenger RNA, 4619 nt
Organism: Haplochromis burtoni (Burton's mouthbrooder)
Lineage: Eukaryota; Metazoa; Chordata; Actinopteri; Cichliformes; Cichlidae
Product: voltage-dependent N-type calcium channel subunit alpha-1B
Exons: 3
Coding region: 701-1756 (351 amino acids)
Source: RefSeq, a predicted model, not a curated record